AUGCCACGUCCGCAUCACAAUGUCCGCGUCACCACCAUGGACGCAGAACUGGAGUUUGCCAUCCAGGCAAGCACGACUGGCAAACAGCUGUUUGAUCAGGUGGUGAAGACCUGUGGUCUGCGAGAGAUCUGGUUCUUCGGCCUCCAGUACACAGACAGCAAAGGUUAUGUCACCUGGCUCAAGCUCAACAAAAAGGUCAUGAGCCAAGACCUCAAGAAAGAGGUUCCUUUUCAGUUCAAAUUCCGUGCUAAAUUCUUCCCUGAAGAUGUCUGUGAGGAGCUGAUUCAAGAGAUUACUCAGAAAAUGUUCUUCCUUCAAGUGAAAGAAGCCAUCCUCUCAGAUGAGAUCUACUGUCCUCCUGAAACUGCUGUACUGCUAGCUUCCUAUGCCUGCCAGGCCAAGUAUGGGGAUCUUACAGAUGACAAUCCCAAACCUGGCGCUCUGGCCAACGACCGACUACUUCCACAAAGAGUUUAUGAUCAACACAAAUUACCAAAAGAGGAGUGGGAAGAAAAGAUAAAAUGCUGGCAUGCAGAGCACAAAGGCAUGCUCAGAGAGGAUGCGGCCCUAGAGUACCUGAAGAUAGCACAAGACUUGGAGAUGUAUGGUGUCAACUAUUUUGAAAUUAAGAAUAAAAAGGGAACAGAAUUACUGUUGGGUGUGGAUGCUCUGGGUCUCAAUGUGUACAAUAAAGAUGACAAGCUGACACCAAAAAUAGGAUUCCCCUGGAGUGAGAUUCGAAAUAUAUCGUUUAAUGACAAGAAAUUUGUCAUCAAGCCUAUAGAAAAGAAAUCUCCCAUGUCCCGUUUGCGCAUGGAGCAGAUGGAAUCUGACAAAAUCAGAAAGGAUUUGGAAGAAAAAGUCAAAAUCAUGGAGGAAGAACAGAGGAAAAAACAGAAAGAACUGGAGGAUCUACAGUUGCUGAUCCAGGAGCGAGAGGCUAAAGAGUCAGAACUCUACAAACUGAAGCUUGAUCUGGAUGCCGAGAAAGAGCGUGCAGAGAGGCUGCAACGGGAAGUGGAGGCGUCCAAACAUCUAGAGCUGUCAGAAAGGCAGAGGCUGCAUGAUGAACUGGCAGCAGCUGAAGCUAAACUGUCUGAAAGAAUGAGUGAUAUUGAGCACAAGAAGAAGGAGGUUUCCGAACUGCAUUCUGAGCUGGAGAGUGCCAAGAUGACUGCGCAGGCUAAAGAGCAUGAGCUGCACCAGGUGAUGGUACAGAGCCAGCAGCGAGAACAGGAGCUGCAGACUCAGCUUCUGCACUCAGAGAUGCACGAGACACACGAUGAGGGAGAGGAAAACGAGGGAGAUGACACCAGAGAGUAUUGUGCUGCCUUUAAUGUAGAUGAGAAUACAUCGGCCAUGCCCAGACCUGAAGAAUACAGGGAGACCCAACAGAGCAAGAACAAACGCAUCGGUGAACAGCUAGAGUCCUUGAGUAAAAGUCUGGAACCUUUGAAGACGACGAAGCAUCCAGAAGAUAUAGUACACGAGAAUAACAUGCUAAACAAAAGAGAUAAAUACAAAACUCUCCGACAGAUUAGAGAAGGCAACACCAAACAGAGAGUGGAUGAGUUUGAGUCUAUGUAG
Messenger RNA from Candidula unifasciata, 1587 nucleotides. Lineage: Eukaryota; Metazoa; Mollusca; Gastropoda; Stylommatophora; Geomitridae. The record is from the annotation of a GenBank genome assembly.